CGCAGCCGGGCGGCUUCUCCUACGCCCAGCACGGCUGCGGGGCCCUGGGCGACGCCGCCCGCCGCUACCUGGAGGACAUCGCCGUCGUCCACAAGACCACGGCUUUCAGCUACGCCCCGGCCCCCGCCCGCCCCGGCCCCUCCCAGCCCCGACAACCGCAGCUGCCCCCCCCAGGACCCCCCCGCCGGCCCCCACUGGACAGCGGGCGCCCAGGGAGCCCCGGCCGAGGCCGCGGGGGGGCAGGACGAAGAGGAGGAGGAGGAGGAGAAAAACGUGCCGGCGCCCAGGGAGGUGGAGGCAGGCGGGAAGCAGCAGCAGCCCCCCAGCGACACCACGGGUCUCUUUGUGAUGGACGAGGACUCCCCCAGCCAGGACUACGAACCCUUCUUCGAUUCGGACCCGGAGAGCACUGACGACGGCAGCCUGAGCGAGGAGGCGCCCGCCCAGCCCCCGCCCGCCCCCCCCAACCACCAGUACGCCAAGUCACUGCCCGUCUCCGUGCCCGUCUGGGCCUUCCGGCAGGCGGGGCCAGAGCCGCGCUCGUCCGACGAGGAGAAUGCCAAGCACUCGUCCCCGGACCUGGAGAAGAUCGCGGCCAGCAUGCGGGCGCUGGCCCUGCGCGGCUCCGACGGCACCGAGAUGUUCGGGGACCUGCCCCGCCCCCGCCUCAACACCGGGGACCUCCAGAAACUGCAGCGGAAAUAUUGACACCUCCCCUGGCCGGGGGAGGGGCCCCGCCAGCCUGGGGCCCCCCCGCCAGCGCCCCCUCCCUUGGACACUACACCCCCUGACCUGACAGCAGGGCAGGGGGAAUCCCCCCCCCGGCCCCAAACGGGCCUGCGGUGACAGAGGCUCCGUGGGGCCCAGCGAGCCGGUGGAACUACCCGCCACCGCAUCUAAGCUGCUCAUGCUACAGGAUUUGCCGGAAGGUGAUGUGCGGGGGGGGCACACAGGGCUCCCCCUCUCCAUCCCCCACCCCACAGCAGCAGAUGUCGGGGAGCCCCUCCGGUCCCCCCAGCACUACAGCUAAUGAGAGGGGAGCACCCUGCCCACACUACAGGGGACGCUGCCCCCCUCUCCCCCAAGUGUCUUAAUAGGUUGUUUUGUAAGGCCCUGUUUGCACAUGAGCUGUUCCCCCUGGAAAGGGGGGGGCAGCUUCCCCAAACCCCCUCAUGGGGGGGGGGCGGCUCUGCUGUCAGCCUCCAGCAGAGAAUUAUACACCCCCCUGAACUGACACCCUCAUUUUGGGGGGGAACUGCCCCCUCCUUUGAGAGGACAGGCAGGGGC
Messenger RNA from Mauremys reevesii (Reeves's turtle), 1287 nucleotides. Its product is annotated as proline-rich AKT1 substrate 1-like. Gene Ontology annotation, biological process: negative regulation of TOR signaling; neurotrophin TRK receptor signaling pathway; negative regulation of protein kinase activity. The record is from RefSeq and is a predicted model, not a curated record. The coding region runs from base 349 to 708 and encodes 119 amino acids. The transcript is spliced from 4 exons. Gene Ontology annotation, cellular component: cytoplasm. NCBI's taxonomy places the organism in Eukaryota, Metazoa, Chordata, Testudines, Geoemydidae.